UGUUAGCAUGCUACUUGACGUUAGCACAGCUGCUUUCUGAGAGAAAAUUACAGUUACAUUUUGGAUUAAUAUCAUCUUUCACGUAACGUUUCAAACUAUGGGUUUACAAGACACGUUUUAAAUUAAUUCCUGCUAGCAUCUCCUGUUUUGUAACGUUGUAUUUAGCUUACAAAGCCUUACGUUCCUAUUAUUCUUGUUAGGUUAGCAGUACACACAGUUAGCAAUGUAUACAGAACUCAACAGUAUCUUGAACACAACUCCUGACAGCUUCACACAGGGAGAAUUUGUUUUGCUAUCAGACAGACAGAGUGAUGCCUCUUUCCUCAUUCACCACUUCCUCUCUUUGUACCUACGAGCACGCUGCAAAGUGUGUUUUGUGGGUCUGGUGCAGUCCUUCAAUCAUUACAGUGCCAUCAGUCAGAGAAUGGGUGUUAGCCUAACACAAGCGAAGGAAAAAGGUCAGCUGGUUUUCCUGGAGGGACAGAAAGAGUCGCUAUCUGUUUUGAUUCCUCAAGAAAACGACACAGGAAGUCAGGCCAUGGACUUCCUCAG
Messenger RNA from Notothenia coriiceps (black rockcod), 552 nucleotides. Its product is annotated as elongator complex protein 6-like. Gene Ontology annotation, cellular component: elongator holoenzyme complex. The record is from RefSeq and is a predicted model, not a curated record. Gene Ontology annotation, biological process: tRNA wobble uridine modification. The transcript is spliced from 4 exons. NCBI's taxonomy places the organism in Eukaryota, Metazoa, Chordata, Actinopteri, Perciformes, Nototheniidae. The annotation marks the transcript as partial.